Messenger RNA from Gigantopelta aegis, 1235 nucleotides. RefSeq lists its product as uncharacterized. NCBI's taxonomy places the organism in Eukaryota, Metazoa, Mollusca, Gastropoda, Neomphalida, Peltospiridae. The record is from RefSeq and is a predicted model, not a curated record.
UACCAUCUAUUAAUUACAGAAUAGAUGAAUUUAUCUAAGGAAGGGAAAUCGUAUUUGGUAAUGUUACGGCAAGCUUAGAACCCGUUUCAAACACUGGCUUGUUCGCAGCGGUCAGAGUAACAACGAGCAUAAUAUCCGGUUUAUUGCCGCCCUUUUUCAUUCCUUUGUCUGAAACCAACCAUAUCAGUUUGAAAAAAAUUUGGCACAAAAAUAGUAAAUAAAAUCAGUUACGACAAUGAGGCGAUCGAAGAGACCUUCAACUAGUUCUUAUGCGACAAAAACAAAGACAAGAAAGACGACUACUUCGAGCGCUCGGCAUGAUCAUCCGGAAACCGAACGGGAGGAAAUCGAGUUGGCGUCGGAGGACAGUGGAAAUUUGGGGCUUACAACAAUGGCUGACCCACCGAUUGCUGUACCGCCAAGUUUGUUGCAAGAUUCAAGGGUAUGGUGUGUGGGGUCCUCAAUAAUAAAAAGGGCAGCGAUUCAAGCACGAAACAGACCUGGCGGUUGGCAGCUGGGGCUGGGGCGAGUCGGAAUUUCCAUCUGGUGGCAGGGCUAUGGCGGUUUACAAUGGAGCCUUGAAAACAAAGUUUUGUUACUCUCAAGACAUGAGCCCGCACCAAAAUAUUUGGUUAUCCACUGUGGAGGAAAUGACCUGGGGAACAUUCAAAUCGCAUCAUUACGUGAGUUGAUAAAAUCUACCUUGCAAUUUCUUGCCCAGUUGUUGCCAAAUACACGAAUUAUCUGGUCCCAGAUUCUACCCAGGCUGAAGUGGCGCUAUUCACAGAAUAAUAAGGCCAUGGAGAGAGCUCGGGUGCGCAUAAAUAGUGCGGCAGGUAAAGAGGCCAUUCGGCUUGGGGGUGGAUACAUAUUGUAUCCUGAUAUUGCCCUUAAAUCGCCUUCGUUGUUCCUACCUGAUGGAGUGCAUUUAAGUAGUACAGGGACAGCCAUUUUCUUGAACACCUUGCAAGGGGCCCUAGAGAGCUUCAAAUCUGGAUGUAUUAUGGCAUACCCAUAUUAGACAGUUGUCAUGCUUUGGACUGAAUUUGUUGGGGUCACGGCUAUGUGAUAUAACUUUAAGCUUUCCUUCCCCCUCAUUAUUGUUGUGGCGGUGGUCACUAUCGCCAGAAAUAGAUUCUUGGAUAUUGACCAUAUGGCGAUUACAGGUUGCUUAAAGUAACAGUAUAGGCAAUGUACAUAUGUAUAUAUUUUGGGGGGGAAUUAUUAUUAACAGU